AGAAAGCCUGGUAAGGAAUGCAAAGUGAGGGAUGCAUAUUACUUCUGGAAUGAUUACACAGAUGACCAAGACAAGAAUUUCUUCAAGAUUUUGGUUGGUGAUUUUCGUAAAAGAUUGGUGAGCAAUUUUCUCGUGCACUAUAUAUGUUCUUGAGUAACUAUAUAUGUAUUAUCAGGUUCGGCUUGUGGAUGUGAAAUCACUACCUACUAGAAGUGGAGUAACUUGUAUUAGUAAUUCAGUAUUCAUUCAUACUGUAGUUGUGUUUCCAAUGUAUGCUACCAUGUUCUCCCUAAGACUAUUUAUCAAACUUUUAUUUUGGUAGCCAUGAAAUCCAAUAACACCACUUACAAUUUACAAGAAAAAUAGCACUGUCAUUUGAUCCUUCGGCAUCAUGAAAUUGAUUUGAUUAAUUUAGAUUUGAGAAACUUUUUUGCAUUUUUAAUUACCAGAUGUUGUGCAUCUGGAACAAGUUUUGUAUUCAGUUAGAUGAUGGCCUGCGUCACUUAUUAGAAGAUAAUGGACUGUGAUCACAUUAACACUUCUCAAAAGAUGCUGAACUCUGAUCACAUUAACAAAAUUCUCAAUUUUGUAAUGACUUUUAUACUGCUUUCUCACCUCAUACGAGCUCUGUUCUGCACUUCUGCAUUAAUAUUUUUGCUGCAGGUCUUGCCAGAUAAACUUGCGCUACACUUCAGAGGCAAAAUUUCAAGAAGUAUUAAGCUUGAAUCACGGAGCGGUCAUACUUUUGAUGUCCAAGUUGCAAAUUCCAAUUUGGGUAGACUAGCGCUUCAAUCUGGAUGGGAGUUGUUUGUUAGUGCCCAUGACUUGAAAAUGUUGGACUUUCUGGUAUUCAAGUACGAUGGGAUCUCUCGAAUGAAGGUUCUGAUCUUUGAUGCUAGUGGUUGCGAGAAAGUACCACCGUGUUUUGUCACAAAAAAUGAUAUUAAUGGUACACAAAGCAAAGAAGAAUCCAUUGACGUUUCAAGCAACUAUGCUAAUAUUCCCAUGAAAACACCAGAAACUAAAAAGAAAGCAGGGAAGCAAAGGGACGGGAGUAAGAUUGUCAAUACCGGUUCAUCAAGCUCCUCAUCUGAGUCAUCAGGAGGUUCGACAUCUUCACAAGAACAUGAAGCACAUUCUGUUCCUAGUUACAUCGUCCCACAACGCACCAACCUUACUAAUGUGCAAAAGAAGAAACUGAAAGAAAAAGUCGGAGCUAUAUGUUCUGAAAUCCCUAUCUACGUGUGUGUCAUGAAGAAGAACAAUAUUUCUGGAAGAUAUCAAGAUAUGCCCUUCUCUGGAAAAUAUUCUGAUGAAUAUCUUCCAUUCAAGGAGAGAAAGUUGAUGCUUCGUCAUCAAGGCGAGAGUUGGCAAGUGAUGUGCCGCGUUCAGGUUCGAAGAGGCCCCCGCAAAUUCCAAAAGCUUUGCAAAGGGUGGGCACGGUUUGCCUGCGACAACAAUUUGCAGCUGGGAGAUCUCUGCCUCUUCGAGCUACUGAAGACCAAGAAGUACACGAUGAACGUGCAUAUCAUUCGUGAAAAAUGAGAUUCGACAAAUGUAUUCUGUUGUUUCUGACUUUUGCAGUGGUGGUAGGUUUGAUAAGAGUCGCUUACUCAGAUGAUCUCGAUAGUCCUUUCAGCCAUCAGAGCUAACUUUUGUAAUGGUGAUAGUAGUGCUUUUAUGCUUGGAAAGAGUCCAGCUUACUCUGCUGAUACACUAUCUAGGAUCAUUUUCUAUUUUUUUCUUUUUUUUUCCUAUUUGCAACGGAACAAUCCAUGCUCUAUCCAUCCCCUGAUGGCUGAUUGGCUGAUCGAUUCUCUUUGUAGUGCUAAAGUUCAGACUGCUUCGUGUUAGUGUGUUUUGUUUGUCAUAGUGGAAUUUAUUAGUUA
Messenger RNA from Setaria italica (foxtail millet), 1889 nucleotides. RefSeq names its product putative B3 domain-containing protein Os03g0621600. Gene Ontology annotation, molecular function: DNA binding. The record is from RefSeq and is a predicted model, not a curated record. Lineage: Eukaryota; Viridiplantae; Streptophyta; Magnoliopsida; Poales; Poaceae. The transcript has 3 exons. Bases 517 to 1545 code for a protein of 342 amino acids.